Messenger RNA from Nannizzia gypsea CBS 118893, 435 nucleotides. RefSeq lists its product as hypothetical. The coding region runs from base 1 to 435 and encodes 144 amino acids. The transcript is spliced from 2 exons. The record is from RefSeq and is a predicted model, not a curated record. Lineage: Eukaryota; Fungi; Ascomycota; Eurotiomycetes; Onygenales; Arthrodermataceae.
AUGUCCUGGUUCCAGAAACGGAUCACUCUCCCCAGCCGUUCGCGAGGAUCAUAUCUUGUCACAGACCAUAUAGUAUCUCAGAUCCCAGAGAUUUCCACAUACAAGACCGGCAUACUCCAUCUCUUCGUCCAGCAUACGAGCUGCGCCUUGAGCUUGAACGAGAACUAUGACUCGGAUGUUCGAGCCGAUAUGACUGAUGCUUUGGACAGAAUCGCACCUGAAGACCACAUGGGAGCCUUGUACCGCCAUAGUGCAGAGGGACCAGAUGACAUGCCGGCCCAUGUCAAGUCCUCUCUGGUCGGUGCCUCUGUGACAAUUCCAAUUACGAACGGGAAACUAGCUACAGGAACAUGGCAGGGCAUAUGGUACUUGGAAUUUCGCACCAGUAAGCAUACCCGGAAUGUCGUGGCUACGAUCCAAGGAGAAAAGGCAUGA